CCCAGCUCUUCACUCCACUUCUUACUUUCUCUUUAUUCAGUCCUGCAGGUUGUACUGUAUACAACAAACAAUUAGGGAUAACAAGACGUUUCAUCUAAUAGCAUCCUAGAUAAAUCUGGAUCAACUGAGGGUUCAUUCGGUAACUACAAGAGAGCAGAAUGUCUAACAACAUGGCCAAGAUUGCAGAUGCACGAAAGACCGUGGAACAACUGAAGCUGGAGGUUAAUAUUGAAAGGAUGAUGGUAUCUAAAGCAGCAGCUGAGUUGAUGGCAUACUGUGAGGCCCAUGCAAAAGAGGACCCCCUGGUGAUGCCCGUACCAUCCUCAGAAAACCCUUUCAGGGAGAAAAAGAUUUUCUGUACAGUUUUGUAAUUUUUUUUCAUAGGGCACACAUUUUACUGUAUUCUUUUUUAGGAUAAUUCCAAGCAAAAUGCUUUGCUGAGUUCCUAAACUUCACACACGUUAUUAAAUGUGUCACCUACCAGCUGUAAAAUGUCGAGCUUCCUUAUGUUUGGUGAUUUUCAUCAGUGUGUGUUAUAGAAUGUAGUCAUAAGCAGCUAAACCGCGUUCAAGCCUCUUCCUUCAAAACUGACAAUAUAUUAUUUUACCUCAUGGUGGCGCAAUUUUUUUUUUUUUUUUAAUAACUAACACUAUGUCAUGAGCUAUUCAUCCACCACCCGCUCAGCUGCUUUUGAGCGUCAUUUCACCUACAUACUAACAGCAAUAAAAUAAGA
Molecule: messenger RNA, 733 nt
Organism: Xyrauchen texanus (razorback sucker)
Lineage: Eukaryota; Metazoa; Chordata; Actinopteri; Cypriniformes; Catostomidae
Gene: gng8
Product: guanine nucleotide binding protein (G protein), gamma 8
Exons: 3
Coding region: 159-371 (70 amino acids)
Biological process (GO): G protein-coupled receptor signaling pathway
Cellular component (GO): heterotrimeric G-protein complex
Molecular function (GO): G-protein beta-subunit binding
Source: RefSeq, a predicted model, not a curated record